This is a messenger RNA of Scomber scombrus (Atlantic mackerel), 2034 nucleotides long. RefSeq names its product vesicle-associated membrane protein 3 (cellubrevin) (gene vamp3). Gene Ontology annotation, biological process: vesicle fusion; vesicle-mediated transport; SNARE complex assembly. Gene Ontology annotation, cellular component: plasma membrane; SNARE complex. Gene Ontology annotation, molecular function: syntaxin-1 binding; SNAP receptor activity. The record is from RefSeq and is a predicted model, not a curated record. The coding region runs from base 92 to 400 and encodes 102 amino acids. Lineage: Eukaryota; Metazoa; Chordata; Actinopteri; Scombriformes; Scombridae. The transcript is spliced from 5 exons.
CGACAGCAGUAACUGUUACGGCUUGACACAUUAGCAUUAGCUUACAUACAAGAAACAGCGGCGGUGUCGAUUGAGGAGCUUUCAUCUCACAAUGUCAGCCACCGGUCCAGAAGGUUCGGGCGCAGCGUCAAGCAACAGGCGCUUGCAGCAUACGCAGGCUCAGGUGGAUGAGGUGGUGGAUAUAAUGCGUGUCAAUGUGGACAAAGUGCUGGAACGAGACCAGAAGCUGUCUGAACUGGAUGACAGAGCAGACGCACUGCAGGCUGGAGCCUCCCAGUUCGAGACCAGUGCUGCUAAACUGAAAAGAAAGUACUGGUGGAAGAACUGCAAGAUGUGGGCCAUUCUGAUAGCUGUCAUAGUGAUCAUCAUCAUCAUCAUUAUUAUUUGGAGUUACUCUUAAAACAGCAACAAGAAGAGGAGGAGUGGAGGAAACAAUGAAGAAGAGGAGUGUAGCAAUGUGCAUAAUUAAUGUCUCAGAGGAAGAGGUCACAUGAUUGCUGGCUACUGAGCUCCACAACAUUUUUCCCCUCCUGUGGGGGGUUUCUUCAUUCCUUGUCCUGGAUUGCCCUAUGUGUGUGUGUGUGUGUGUGAGUGCAUGUGCGUGUUUGCUUGCACAUGUACAUGAUUUGCCAUAAUACCAUAGUUUUACCCAGCAUUACUACACCAUACCACGCAUUGACCUUGUAUUGGAGUGCCAUGCCACAUACCAAAGAAACCGGACACGUACAUAUAGAAACAGGUUGUUAAUUAAACUCACACUCGACUAAAUCAGCCUCUCAGGAUGGUGUCAAGGGGGAAAUAAGCAGCCAAGGCUCCAGCCAAUCCAAAAUUAAAAAUAAUGAAUGAUGGAUUGUAUGACAAAGCAUACACACAUUGUCCGACCUCAGGACUAGAAGUGAAGAAUAUUGUUGUAAACUCUCCUCAACUUAUACUUUCUUUUUUUAUGUUUUAUUAAUAGCCAUUGAAUUCUGUGUGCCAAGCUAAGAGACGACGUGCCUUUGAAAAUCUUCAGCUUUUGGGUUUUCUUGUAACAGUAAUCCUGCAUAUUAUCGAAGAGAUACUCCUUUCCAACACACAUUUUUUCCACAACAUUUUUACUCUUCAGAGUGUAACACCAAUGUUUUGGAUUUUGCUCUUCAUUUAAAAAAAAUUGCUCAUCUGUUAUUUUUCAAAUGGUUACAGUUGACAAGGGGAUGUUGGGACCCGAUGCCUUAUUUUAUUUAUGCACACGCUUGAUUGCUGAUAGACAGCUCUGUUUAACACAUUCGAUUUUUGUUUAAUAAAGAGGAAUUUCAUUGGUCACCUGACAACAAAGAGGCUUACCAGGAACACACUGUUGCGCUAGAUGAUAUUUUCAUGUCCAUCUUACUCUCAGGUAGGAUUUAGUAUACAGUAUAAGCUAGUAGGAGCUUAUGUUUAAGUGCCUUUAGGCUAAGACCAACAAUCUCACAGCAUGUCAAACUGCCACCAUAUUUAAAAAACACAAAAAGUGAUACACUGGGUCUACGAAGUGGUGAAUUAUCACCACUAUCUAAUCAGGUGCUCUCCAGGAUGUGCCAGAAAGUUUGUCCUUGUGACAUAUUCAAGCACAAAAAAGAAAGGAAAUAUAGUUUUAGACAGAUGCCUUAAUGGGGUUCUCCAUUGGAGAACUGCCAAAAAUACAGCCACACCUUAUUGGUCAUAUAUACCAGCCAGUUUAAGAGUUGUGCCUUUUGAAUGAUCUGACUUUCCAAACAGAUACUGAGUUGCUUGCUUUAUUCAGCUGAAUUCAUUAAACUUUAAUUAAGUCUUCUGAAUAGUCACACUGAUGUCCCAUCUGAUCAAUACAAAUGCUUAUGUGUGCUAUUUUAGUUUUAUUAUCCUUUAAUAGUAGCUUGUUUUGUUUUGUUUUUUGCAAAUUAUUAUAUGUAGAACUAAUCUUAGGGGGUGUUAUGUUUUUUUUGUGAUUGUGCUCAUUGCCUCCCAGCAUCAUGGGUGUUGGGAGUGUGGAAAAAACUUUAUUGGGCAAUGACAGUAUGAGAUGUACUAUGUCAA